This is a messenger RNA of Lactuca virosa, 825 nucleotides long. The record is from the annotation of a GenBank genome assembly. Lineage: Eukaryota; Viridiplantae; Streptophyta; Magnoliopsida; Asterales; Asteraceae.
AUGUUUCCCAAAUUGCCCCUUCCUCGGCCACCCUCACACUGCCUUUAUUUUCUCAGCUUUUUUCCGAACGGUUCUGGUGCUAUAUAUGGCCUCCGUCACUCUUAUUAUCUCACUCUGUGUGUAUCAGGAGGUGUCGUUUGGCUGAAGACGGUGGUGUUAAUGGUGGCGGCUGCAGCGAUGUUAACCUGCGUGAUGUGUAGAAGUCCGGUGCGCCACCUUGUCGGGGGGAAGGAAAUGUGGAAACCGAAUUAUAAUUACACUGAUUGGUCUCGUGAGGAGACGUUCUACGUCGGCGACUGGCUCUAUUUCGUAUACGACAAGCACAUGUUCAACGUGUUGGAGGUGAACGAAACCAGCUACAAAAACUGCACAGAUCCAGGAUUCAUCUUCAACAUCACGAGAGGUGCUGGACGUGAUGUGUUUGAGCUCACUCAACCAAAGCCAUAUUACUUUCUUGCAAGUGGAGGUUACUGUUACAAUGGCAUGAAAGUCGCUGUGAAUGUGGUUGAAUUCAUUCCACCUCCGGCUCCUCAGCCUUCUCCGGCCAAAAGUGGUGGCACUACAAUCGCCGGAAUCAGUUAUCCUCUUAUCUCAUCAAUCGUUAUUGCCACAUGGGCUGUUUUCAUCAUGAAUCUAUGAAGAUUAUUCAAACAGGUACCUCUUCUUCGAAGGGGAAGGAGUCGGCACGAUAACAACGUAUCACACACACACACAGAAUUUCCGCAUUAUGAGAUUCUUGGGAUUGUACUCUGACAUUAUUACUAUUUUAUGAUAUGGUUUUGAGACACGUGACUAUGUUUUAUGAAAUGAUAUGAAUCGAUGAUG